Molecule: messenger RNA, 1191 nt
Organism: Didymosphaeria variabile
Lineage: Eukaryota; Fungi; Ascomycota; Dothideomycetes; Pleosporales; Didymosphaeriaceae
Gene: HEM3
Product: porphobilinogen deaminase
Exons: 2
Coding region: 1-1191 (396 amino acids)
Biological process (GO): heme biosynthetic process
Cellular component (GO): cytoplasm
Molecular function (GO): hydroxymethylbilane synthase activity
Source: RefSeq, a predicted model, not a curated record
AUGGCUCAAGCAACAGCUACAGAUCUUUCGGCGCCCUCUCAAUCCGCCCCAGAAACGGCCAACACGUCAGCGAGCACGCAGUUUCCUGCCAUCAAAAUCGGGACGCGCCGUUCAGCCCUCGCACAGGUGCAGGCGCGAUCGAUAGAGGCACAGCUGAAGAAGGUGCAUCCGGACAGGACGUAUGAAAUAUGCCCAGUGCUGGCGCAGGGUGACAAAGACAAGGUCACGCCGCUACAAAUCCUGAGCCAAGGGGAAAAUGCGAAGAGCUUAUGGACCGGUGAGCUGGAAGCUAUGCUGGCUGCGGGCGACUUGGAUAUGAUCCAGCAUUGCCUGAAAGAUAUGCCCACCCAACUCCCCGACGACCUCAAACUCGGCGUCAUCCUCGAGCGCGAAGACCCCCGUGACGUCCUGAUCGUCUCUCCACGCCUCCCCAAAGACACAAUAUUAGCUUCGCUCCCAGCGGGCUCUACGAUAGGAACAUCCUCCGUUCGCCGGUCCGCUCAAUUGCGCCGCCUAUACCCAGGGCUCAAGUUCGCCGACCUCAGAGGCAAUGUUGGGACGCGGUUGGCUAAGCUUGACGCUGAAGACUCGCCAUACGCCGCGAUUAUCCUCGCUGCAGCGGGAAUUAAGCGCAUGGGAUGGGAAAACAGGAUAACGCAGUACCUCACCAGUGGCAAUGGCGGCAUGCUGCACGCGGUAGGACAGGGAGCGCUGGCGCUCGAGAUCCGCAAAGAUGAUGAGAAGAUGCAGGAGCUUGUCUUGAAGAUCAAGUGUGAGAAGACGACGCGCGCAUGCUCGGCUGAACGUGCGCUUCUACGCGCGCUUGAAGGGGGUUGCAGUGUGCCGAUUGGUGUCGAGACAUCGUGGCGGGGCGGAAAAGGGUUAGCCAUUGGCAUUCAGCCUCCGAAAGAUUUCGACAAGCAUGGACAGCCGCUUGAAGAGCCCGAGCCCGAUCUAGACGACCAAGAGCUCGUGCUCAAGACACUUGUGGUGAGUGUAGACGGGAAGGAGCACGUAGAGUACGAGACGGCGCGAAAAGUUAGGUCAACAGAAGAGGCAGAGGUUCUGGGCAGAGACGUUGCGAGAAUCCUGCUCGACAAGGGCGCCGACAAGAUUUUGUCGGGUAUCAACAAGGAAAAGCUGUGGGCAGCGAAAAAGCAGCAAGAAGAGCGCGCGGCUACUGCUGCAUGA